Necator americanus (New World hookworm) is the source of this 285-nucleotide messenger RNA. RefSeq lists its product as uncharacterized. Bases 1 to 285 code for a protein of 94 amino acids. The record is from RefSeq and is a predicted model, not a curated record. The transcript has a single exon. NCBI's taxonomy places the organism in Eukaryota, Metazoa, Nematoda, Chromadorea, Rhabditida, Ancylostomatidae.
AUGGCAGGUCUGAAAGACGAUGAGUGCAGAACAAAAUUCCGCCAACGUGUGUCAAUUCAUGUUGGAGUACGGACCAGGAAGAAGUUUAGCGAUGCGGAUUCCUUCACAAAGUGCAUCCAGGACGCUGCAAGGGAAACGCUCCCGGUUCUAUUGCCGCGGAAGAAGCUUGCCUUUGCAUCUGCAGAAACAAAAUCCACAUGCAAUUCUGUAUGUGUCACGCACAACGCUGGUCACUUCAACCAGGAAAAGCGUCUUAGAAGGAAGCUGCGUCGUCAACUGCAAUAA